Didymella exigua CBS 183.55 is the source of this 843-nucleotide messenger RNA. RefSeq lists its product as uncharacterized. Lineage: Eukaryota; Fungi; Ascomycota; Dothideomycetes; Pleosporales; Didymellaceae. The coding region runs from base 1 to 843 and encodes 280 amino acids. The transcript has 2 exons. The record is from RefSeq and is a predicted model, not a curated record.
AUGUCGUACACAACCCUUCCAGACCCCUCUCCGCACAUGCUGCGGAUGCAAUUUAGUCCUCAGCGAAAACGCCCGGCCCACGGCCGCACCGAGUCUGAGUUCAUCCCGCGUCCGCUGAGCAUCAUGUCCAUGUCGCCCAGCAAGCGGUCCUCUGUCUACGUCUCGGAGGCCUCCACACUGCUCUCACAUCGCAACUCGGUCGUCUCCCCUGUAGGACGGUCGCCCUACGACUCGCUCUUCUCGCCCGCCAGCGAUCCGUCGACACUGCUGUCCCCCGAGCCCACAGAGUUUGUCGACCACUAUGCCAUUCUCGAGCUCGGGCCCGAGGCCACAGUAGACGAGAUCAAAGCCGCCUUCCGCCGUUUACGAGUGGCAUACUUCCAGAGCGAUGCCACAAAGUACCGCGCCUUGACACAGGCAAUGGAGCUGCUCGCAGAUGGCGAAGCGCGAGCAGAAUACGACGACAUCUGGCGCGCUCACAACGGUGUCUCCGCACCAGUAACGCCCUACUCGAGUCUGCCAGCCGGUCUGGAGUCGCCCAAGCACGGGCGCAAGGACAGCGGACACAGCGCCGGCAGCUUGCAGGAAGACGAGAUCCCAGAAGAGGAGGAGGAGGAACUCAUGGAAUACAACGAAGAACCACGAAAUCAUGACCCCAAUUGGGCGCUCAAGCGCCACCACCGCGUGUUCGCAAACUACAGGCCCUACUACGGCACGGAGCCUUACGAUUCCUUUGUACCCGUUCUCACGGCCUACGAGACGUACUCCCGGCACCCACGCCUGCGCUGUAGACGGCCCAGCUACGUGGGUGACGGACUGGCACAAAACGCAAUGCCCUUUUGA